GCGCCUUGUCGUCAUGGCGGCCGUUCGGAAGCCGGUGCUGCUCGGGCUUCGAGAUACUGCAGUGCACGGCUGCCCCACGGGGCUGGGCGCCUGGACCGCGAGCAAGCUGGGCGGCGUUCCGGACGCCCUGCCCGCCGUGGCAGCGCCGAGGCCAGUGUGUGAACUUUGCAGGCAGCCGCUUGCCCUGGUCGUGCAGGUGUACUGCCCUCUGGAAGGCUCCCCGUUUCAUCGGCUCCUGCACGUGUUCGCUUGCCCCCAUCCGGGGUGCGCUAGUGGCAGGGCGCGCAGUUGGAAGGUGUUUCGUUCCCAGUGCCUGCAAAUGCGAGAGAAAGAGACGCAGGACGCUCAGAAGCAGGAAGAUGGCCUCACAGCUGAGGAUUGGUGUGAAGGUGCAGAUGACUGGGGAAGUGAUGGUGAGGAGGCGCCUCCACUACAGGUUAUCUCAGAUUUCGGAAAUGAUUCCAGCAGUGCCAAAGACAGAGAUUGGCCUGCCCAGCUCCAAGACCUCCGCCUGCAGGAUACUGUCCCGGAUGCUGCUCCUCCUGUGCCUCCUGGGGAAGGGAUGGCCUUGCCUUCUGUGCUGCCGCAGUUCCUGCCCUACUACAUCUGUGUUGUUGAGGAGGAUGACUACAGGGACUUCGUCAGUCUAGAUCAUGCUCAGAGCCUUCUGAGGGAGUAUCAACAGAGAGAGGGAACUGAUAUGGAACAGUUGCUUUCCCAAAGUCUUUCUAGUGAUGGUGAUGAAAAAUAUGAGAAGACCAUAAUUAAAAGUGGAGAUAAGAUGUUUUACAAAUUCAUGAAGAGAAUUGCUGCUUGUCAGGAGCAGAUUUUGAGGUAUUCCUGGAGUGGAGAACCACUUUUCUUGACCUGCCCUACAUCAGAAGUCACUGAGCUCCCAGCCUGCAGUCACUGUGGAAUCCGAAGGAUAUUUGAGUUUCAGCUUAUGCCAGCGCUGGUCAGCAUGCUCAGAAGUGCUAAUUUAGGCCUUUCUGUGGAAUUUGGAACCAUUCUAAUAUACACAUGUGAGAAGAGUUGCUGGCCUCAAAAUCAUGGGACUCCUGUGGAAGAAUUUUGUAUUAUCCAAGAGGACCCAGAUGAAUUAUUAUUUAAGUAGUGCAUUUCCUUUUGUGUUUUUUUGUUGUUUUUAUUUAUUUUUGGCUGCGUUAGGUCUUUGUUGCUGCACGUGGGCUUUCUCUAAUUUCGGAGAGCAGGGGCUACUCUGCUUCUCAUUGCAGUGG
Messenger RNA from Kogia breviceps (pygmy sperm whale), 1238 nucleotides. It is a transcript of the gene PDCD2L, whose product is annotated as programmed cell death 2 like. Gene Ontology annotation, biological process: apoptotic process. The record is from RefSeq and is a predicted model, not a curated record. Gene Ontology annotation, cellular component: cytoplasm. Lineage: Eukaryota; Metazoa; Chordata; Mammalia; Artiodactyla; Physeteridae.